Messenger RNA from Cyclocybe aegerita, 5568 nucleotides. The record is from the annotation of a GenBank genome assembly. Lineage: Eukaryota; Fungi; Basidiomycota; Agaricomycetes; Agaricales; Hemipholiotaceae.
AUGGAAGGUAACAAGAUACAGUCAAGUGACUCAACGCCAGCAGUCCUUGCAUUCGAUACGGACGCGUCCCACGACAACAUUGAAACCCCUUCCCUUAACGAGACACCGAUUCACGAAGACAGCAAUAUGAAGGGGGGAGCCAUCCCCGAUCAUAAUGUGGAGGGAAGUAGCGAACAAGAUCCUGAAACCUCUAGCCUAACGCCACAACCAACAAACGGCCAUGCAAACGAGACGGAUGAAUCCCCUGCAGCCCCUCCAAUCCCUCCCAAGGUCGAGGAAAGGUCAGACGAAGGCCUUAUGCAACCCUCGACCCCGUCAAGCAGCAGGUUGUCUCAUGAUGACCGACGUGACUCUCAUGUGCAGUCACCGUCGCCCUCCGUUGCGAGCGGCUCUGCAAGCACGCACAAACGCUCAAUGACGAUGUCGAAAGGAAACAAUGUCUCUGUGGUAUUGAUCACGACGGCUCUAGAAACGAUUGCGGCAUCCAAGGAAGCUCGUCGGUCUACUCCACUGCGCGACAGCACACAACGAGCACUCGAGCUCAUUCGAUCCAACCAAGGCGGUGACCGACCACGCGAAAUCUUUGAACCUCUUAGGCUGGCUUGCGAGACUCGCAACGAGAAGCUUAUGAUUGCAAGUUUAGAUUGUAUUUCGAAACUCGUAUCGUACUCUUUCUUCGAAGACGACGGCACAAGUAUUCGUGCUUUGCCUUCACCCCCACCUUCACCGCAGCCCGCCGGAAGAAAUUCAACCCAUGGCUCUUCUCAAGCAUCCAUACCACUUCCCUCCCUCGUCGACAUAGUUGCCCAUACAAUAACGUCGUGUCAUACAGAAACCACACCCGACGCAGUUUCCUUGCAGAUUGUGAAAGCGCUACUUUCCCUGGUCCUGUCCUCUACUAUCCUGGUUCACCAUUCAUCCCUUCUCAAAUCUGUUCGGACAGUAUACAACAUUUUCCUCCUCAGCACAGAUCCUGUGAACCAAAUGGUGGCGCAAGGGGGUCUCACACAAAUGGUGCAUCAUGUCUUCACUCGCUGCAGAAGAGGCACUGCUGCGAAAUCUUCUCCAGAGACGUCUUCAAGUCAGGGAGACCUAGCGAAUCAACCUUCCCCGUCCCGAGCAUCAUUUUCUCACUCACAACCAGACCUGCCUGAUGACGAGGCUACGAUGAACGGGGAUCAAAAUUCUGAGAAGACAGAAAGCAAGCCAGAUAAACCGUUGACAUUGCAGAGUUUCGAAGCAAGCAACCCUCUGGACUCUCUGCCAGAAAUUAGUCACGAUGUUCACCAACUGACCCUCGACGAUCUUUUCGUGAAGGAUGCGUUCUUGGUUUUCCGGGCGCUAUGCAAGUUGACGAUGAAACCUCUGAACACCGAAAGUGAGCGGGACCUUAAAUCCCAUUCUAUGCGUUCCAAACUUCUGUCUCUGCAACUCGUCUUGACUGUCCUGAACUCGCAUAUGCCCCUAUUCGUGGAUCCAGCCGCGAUUAUAUAUUCCAGUACAACACACGAGGCGACAAGUUUUGUCCAGGCCAUAAACCAGUAUCUCUGUUUGUGUCUUAGUAGAAAUGCCGUCAGCCCUGUUCCUCAAGUAUUCGAAGUGAGCGUUGAAAUUUUCUGGCGUGUUCUUGCUGGAAUGCGAACGAGAUUGAAGAAAGAAAUUGAGGUUCUUCUUCAUGAAAUUUUUAUUCCAAUCCUAGAAAUGAGGACUUCAACACUGAAGCAAAAGGCUGUCAUCCUUGGCAUGAUGUCGAGACUCUGUCAAGAUCCGCAAGCCCUUGUGGAGUUGUAUCUUAAUUAUGACUGUGAUAGUGACGCGGCGGACAAUAUCUAUGAGCACCUCAUGAACAUUAUCUCCAAGUUCGGGACGGCAUCGUCAUCAGCCAGCCACCAGCGAGGACCGGAACCACCAAGCCCUGCCUUAAGUCCAACGCCGAAGAACCAACCGAAUGCGCCAGUUGCUUGGAACGUUACUGGAUUGUCGGUUCCGGGCACCAUGGACACAUCAACGAUGGGCCUCUCCGAGAGUCAAUUGCGUCGACAAGGACUUGAGUGCCUGGUGUCCGUUUUGAGAUCUCUCGUGACCUGGGGAACUUCGGCGAAUUCUGGUAAAGGUGCAGAUGAAGCUGUCGUCCCUCCCCUUUCCGCUCGCUCGCAGAUGGAAGACGCCAAACAGGACCCCACCACGCCAGAGACUAAACUCGAGCGCCUUUCUGUCAGCGGUGGGAGUGUGGAGACCUUCAGGCAGGCGACACCGGAUAUUGUCGACGAUCCCACUCGGUUCGAGAACGCCAAACAGAAAAAGACCACAUUGUUAGAGGGUAUCAAGAAAUUCAACUACAAGCCUAAACGCGGAAUCCAAUUCUUGAUCGAGACAGGGUUCAUUCCAAGCAACGCACCCCUCGACAUUGCCGCUUUCCUUCAAAAUACUGAUGGGCUUAGCAAGGCCAUGAUUGGAGAAUACCUGGGUGAAGGUGAUGAUGAAAAUGUUGCCAUCAUGCACGCGUUCGUGGAUCAACUGGAAUUCCGAGAUUUGCCAUUCGUUGAUGCUCUGAGGCUGUUCCUCCAAUCUUUCCGACUCCCAGGGGAGGCACAGAAGAUUGAUCGUUUUAUGUUGAAAUUCGCCGAACGCUACAUGGCUGGAAAUUCCAAGACGCCCUUCGCCAGUGCUGAGUGCGGCUACGUACUUGCUUAUUCAGUAAUUCUGCUAAACACAGACGCCCACAAUCCACAAGUAAAGAAACGUAUGACCAAGCCCGAUUUCGUGAAGAACAAUCGCGGUAUCAACAACGGAGAAGAUCUCCCAGAGGACUUGCUAUCCACUAUCUAUGAUGAGAUCGUAAGCAAUGAGAUUCGGAUGAAGGACGAGGUCGAAACUGGUAUUGCAAACCUCUCAGCAGGGCCAGGGCUUGCCAGUGCACUAGCCAGUGUUGGAAGAGAUCUGCAGAAAGAGGCUUAUGUUAUGCAGUCGAACGGCAUGGCUAACAAGACAGAAGCUCUUUUCAGGACAAUGAUGCGAACGCAACGGAAGGGUUCCAAAGGUGGAGACCAAUUUUUCAGCGCAUCGCACUUCGUCCAUGUCCGGCCAAUGUUCGAGGUGGCAUGGAUCCCGUUCCUGGCAGGCUUAUCUGGCCCACUUCAAGAAACAGACGAUUUGGAGGUGGUUGAACUCUGCUUGGAGGGCUUCAAGAAUGCCAUCCGCAUAGUCUGCUUUUUUGACCUGGAGCUCCAGCGAAACGCAUUCGUCACCACUUUGGCCAAGUUUACUUUCCUCAAUAAUUUGGGUGAAAUGAAAAUCAAGAACAUGGAAGCUAUUAAAGCCCUUCUGGAUGUUGCUGUAACGGAAGGCAAUAAUCUCAAAGGUUCCUGGCACGAAGUCCUGACCUGUGUCAGCCAACUCGAGCAUAUGCAGCUUAUCAGCGGCGGCGUGGACAUGAACGACGCGGGAAAGAAGGGACGUUCAAGGAAAGUUCCCACCGAAGAAUUGGCCAACGAAAGCCGAUCAACUCACAUUACUGUGGCCGCCGACAUGGUUUUCUCUCUCAGUCAUUUCCUAUCUGGUACAGCGAUUGUGGACUUUGUCCAAGCCCUGUGUGACGUGUCUUGGGAAGAAAUUCAGUCUUCUGGCCUGUCACAGCACCCGCGAUUAUUCAGUCUGCAAAAGCUGGUUGACAUAUCCUAUUACAACAUGACCCGAAUCCGUUUGGAAUGGUCCAACUUGUGGGACAUCCUUGGAGAGCACUUUAACCUGGUUUGCUGCCAUAACAACCUGCAUGUUGCAAGUUUUGCCUUAGAUUCUCUCCGUCAACUCGCAAUGCGUUUCCUAGAGAAAGAGGAAUUACCUCACUUCAAAUUUCAGAAGGACUUCUUGAAACCUUUCGAGUAUACCAUGAUACAUAAUCAGAAUCCAGAGCUCCGGGACCUGGUUUUACAAUGUUUGCAACAAAUGAUUCAAGCUCGCGCACAGAAUAUGCGAUCCGGUUGGCGGACAAUGUUUGGUGUUUUCUCGGCUGCAUCGAGAGUCUUAACAGCAGAACGUAUUGCCAAUUCGGCUUUCGAGAUCGUGACAAGGCUGAACAAAGACCACUUCUCAGCAAUUGUUCAAUAUGGUGCCUUCGCAGACCUUACCGUUUGUAUAACCGAAUUCUGCAAGGUCAGCAAGUAUCAAAAAAUCAGCUUAUUGGCAAUUGCUAUGCUCCGUGGAGUCAUACCUGUCAUGCUCCAAUGCCCUGAAUGCGCCCUGGCGGCAGAAAAUCUCAGUCCAGAACACACUAUGGAUGAUAGCAUGAUCAGAUUUUGGUUCCCGGUUUUAUUUGGAUUUUAUGAUAUAAUCAUGAAUGGUGAAGAUCUGGAAGUUCGGCGACUGGCUCUUGACUCCCUCUUUUCGACCCUCAAAACUUAUGGCGCCACCUAUCCUGUUGAAUUCUGGGACACCGUCUGUCAAGAACUUCUUUUCCCCAUAUUUGCUGUCUUGAAAUCAAGCCAAGAUCUGACCCGUUUCAGCACUCAAGAAGAUAUGAGUGUUUGGCUCUCGACAACGAUGAUACAGGCCCUACGUGAUUUGAUUGAUCUUUAUACGUUCUACUUCGAUAUUUUAGAGCGCUUUCUGGAUGGUCUCCUAGACUUGCUCUGCGUAUGCAUCUGUCAAGAAAACGAUACCCUGGCGCGCAUUGGUACAUCUUGUCUGCAGCAACUCCUUGAAAACAACGUCAACAAGCUGAGCCCCUCUCGAUGGGAGAGGGUAACAACAACCUUCGUCCGAUUAUUCCGGACCACCACACCCUAUCAGCUGUUCGAUGAAAGCCUGCGAGUUGAAAUCGACAGCUCGUCGGAGACGGCAGACACGAGCACAGAAGCCAAUGGCACGGCUAUCCUUCCUGCACCUUUGUCUCCCAACAGCGAACAACCCAAACCCGACGCAAGAACAUCCCUCAAUGAUCGCCGUAGGAUAUUCAAGCAGAUCAUCGUCAAAUGUGUGCUGCAGCUCCUGCUUAUCGAAACCACCAACGAUCUUCUUCGGAACGACGAUAUCUACAAUACAAUACCUCCAUCGCAAUUAUUGCGCAUGAUGAGUGUCCUUGAUCAAAGCUAUCAAUUUGCUCGAUCUUUCAACGAGGAUAAAGAUCUCCGCACGGGGCUCUGGAAAGUAGGGUUCAUGAAGCACCUUCCCAACUUGUUGAAGCAGGAGUCAAGUAGCGCCGCCACUUUGGUCCAUGUAUUGCUACGCAUGUACCACGACAUGCGUCCUGAACAUCAGGCAGCGCGUCCUCAGAUCGCAGAGCGACUCGUCCCACUCGGUGUUGGAGUCCUGCGAGACUUCAACAAGCUGAAAGCUGAUACUCAGAGCAAAAACAUUCUUGCUUGGACUCCCGUCGUUGCUGAAAUCCUAGAAGGCUAUUGUCAGUUUGACCGACAAGACCAGGUUCAGUUCGCACAAUACCUGUCAGUCAUCUAUCCACUAGCCACGGAUCUCCUUUCACGAGAGAUCACGAUGGAAAUUCGGCAACCCCUCAAAACAUACUUCGAGCGGGUUGGUUAUGUCAAACGUAUCGUGGACUUUGAACCUUGA